AUGGUCAAGGCCGCGAAAGCUGAUGCUGAUCUCGUCUUCUCGACGUACCAAGGCGAGAAGCAGCUAGCCGAGCUAGUGAAGCUAAUCGACAAGGACUUGUCCGAGCCUUACUCGAUCUUCACGUACCGCUACUUUCUAUACAAUUGGCCACAGCUAAGUAUCCUGGCGCGAGUACAGCACAAGCUCGUGGGCGUUAUAAUCUGUCGCCAAGAGCCCCUGGGCGCGACGCCCGAGGAGACCGGAGACGACGGACUAAACGGUCCGAACGAUCCAAAGCAACGACGGAGAGGGUACAUUGCCAUGCUAGCGGUAGAGAAGCAGUACCGCCACCGCGGUAUCGGCUCUCAGCUGGCGCAGAAAGCGAUCGAGCGGAUGCGGGACGACGGCUGCGAAGAAGUGAUGCUCGAGACGGAGGUUGCCAACAAAGCUGCCAUCCGGUUGUAUGAGAAUCUGGGCUUCGUGCGCGACGAGCGGUUGGUCAAGUACUAUCUAAACGGGGGCGAUGCGUACCGUCUGAAGCUCUGGCUGCAGUGA
Peronospora matthiolae is the source of this 534-nucleotide messenger RNA. The record is from the annotation of a GenBank genome assembly. NCBI's taxonomy places the organism in Eukaryota, Oomycota, Peronosporomycetes, Peronosporales, Peronosporaceae.